CCACAGGGAUCAGUGCUGGGACCUCAACUUUUUACAAUUUAUAUAAAUGACUUGGAUGACGGGACAGAUGGAAUGGUGGCUACACUUGCUGACAACACAAAGGUCAUCCUACCCAGCCAAUCAGGUUGUCUCGUUGUAUGGUACAGGUGCGUUGACAACCAGGAACGUUGGAGUUUGUCUCUUCCUUGUUUGCCAGGUUUCGGAAUCCUGGUGCGGCAGGGAAUUGAGUGUGGAGCAUUUGGUACCCGGACAACACAGAACUUGAAUACUGCUGAAAAGAGAGACAAUGCUGCUGAAGCUUUCGUCUUGCACCCGUCGGGACAAACACAAGAGUGCCAAAUUUCAAACUAUCACAACAAUUUAUACUGCACGGGAAAAAGGGUGCUGAUUGGUUGGCAAGUCGAACCUGAUUGGCCAAGACGUUGCCACGGGGAAAGCAACGGGGAGACUAUAGACUCCCUAAGCUUCCGGGUUGCCACUGUUCAUUUUGUUCUGCAUUUGCGUUAUAUCGUUAGUGAGCGGACAUCGGGAAGUAACUCCUGCAAUAUGCUAAAGGUCUGGCAUCUGUUCAAAUCUGCCGGCCACCAUGGCCUAGCGAUCAGUUCCAAGCCUGGGACUGGGCUCUGCAGCCGCUGGAAUGUACUGCCACACCAGCCCUUCAUCUCUGCCUCAUCCACCAAACUGUACCACCAGCAGGCUGCCCAGGCUAAAGGGUUAAUAUUUCGGCAGCUCUUUGAGAAGAUCAGUUCCACCUACACGUACCUUUUGGCAGACUCCCAGAGUAAGGAGGCGGUGAUCAUUGACCCUGUUAUUGAUGAAGUAAACCGUGAUGUUAAAUUAAUUGAGGAUCUGGGACUGAAACUGCUCUACGCAGCCAAUACACACUGCCACGCAGAUCAUGUGACUGGCACAGGCCUCCUGAAGAGGAUGAUAACUGGAUGCCGGAGUGUUAUAGCGAAGGACAGUGGAGCCCUGGCUGAUAUUUACAUUCAGGAAGGUGACACCAUCAACUUUGGCAACUUUUCUCUGGAGGCUGUUUCUACCCCAGGACACACUGAUGGAUGCUUAACCUACAUCCUGAAUGACAGAUCCAUGGCGUUCACAGGAGACGCUCUCCUCAUCAGAGGCUGUGGGCGUACAGACUUUCAACAAGGUUGUCCCAAAACUCUGUACAGCUCUGUCCAUGGAAAAAUCCUCACCCUGCCCGGAGAUUGCCUCCUGUACCCGGCUCACGAUUAUACAGGUCGGACGGUGACGACUGUGGAUGAGGAGAGAAGACUCAACCCACGUUUUACCAAACCGCUGGCGGAUUUCAUUGAACUGAUGAACAAUCUGAACCUCCCAAAACCUGCUCAGAUCGAUAUUGCUGUUCCUGCCAAUCUCCGAUGUGGAAUCCAGGAUGACCAGGUUGCCUCUGGGCCCUAGGAGUUUGAAUGAGUCUCUGACCUGCACGAGCUCAGUGACCAAUCACGUUCAGCCAAUGAGGAUGAGCUGCCAGGAAAGACAAUGGCGGAAGAGGUGGAAAUUCAGAUUAUUCAAGAGCUUAUUGCAAUUCUGAUGAGAAAUGUUUCUCCCCUGAAAUUCAGGCUGAAUCUUGAUCAGAUCAGAUUCAUUUACUUCAAUCACCGAGAGUGACACCAGAUUAUAUUUGACAUGAUUGUUUCCCUUUUUAAAAUAAAGUCCUCUCAGAUCACA
Molecule: messenger RNA, 1695 nt
Organism: Carcharodon carcharias (great white shark)
Lineage: Eukaryota; Metazoa; Chordata; Chondrichthyes; Lamniformes; Lamnidae
Gene: ethe1
Product: ETHE1 persulfide dioxygenase
Exons: 9
Coding region: 73-1425 (450 amino acids)
Biological process (GO): glutathione metabolic process; hydrogen sulfide metabolic process
Molecular function (GO): sulfur dioxygenase activity
Source: RefSeq, a predicted model, not a curated record